This is a messenger RNA of Diaporthe amygdali, 1806 nucleotides long. Its product is annotated as methylenetetrahydrofolate reductase 1. Bases 1 to 1806 code for a protein of 601 amino acids. Gene Ontology annotation, biological process: tetrahydrofolate interconversion. The transcript is spliced from 2 exons. Gene Ontology annotation, molecular function: methylenetetrahydrofolate reductase [NAD(P)H] activity; FAD binding. Lineage: Eukaryota; Fungi; Ascomycota; Sordariomycetes; Diaporthales; Diaporthaceae. The record is from RefSeq and is a predicted model, not a curated record. Gene Ontology annotation, cellular component: cytosol.
AUGCAUAUCAAAGAGAUGGUCGCCGAUGCCGAGAAGACGGCUGCCCCGUCUUUCUCCUUCGAAUACUUCCCUCCCAAAACCCUGACAGGUGUGCAAAACCUCUACGACCGCAUGGAGCGCAUGUACCACUUCGGCCCAAAAUUCAUCGACAUCACCUGGGGAGCUGGCGGCCGCAUAGCCGAGCUGACAUGCGAGAUGGUCAGCCAGGCCCAGGCCUACUUCGGUCUCGAGACGUGCAUGCACCUCACCUGCACCGAUAUGGGGCUCGAGAAGAUCAACGAUGCUCUGCGAAAAGCCUACAAGGCCGGCUGCACCAAUAUCCUGGCACUGAGAGGGGACCCUCCGAGAGACAAGGAGAAGUGGGAGGCUGCCGACGACGGCUUCAGGUACGCCAAGGAUCUGGUGGUCCACAUACGAAAGACAUACCACGACCACUUCGAUAUUGGCGUUGCCGGGUAUCCCGAGGGUUGCGACGACAACAAAGACGAGGAGCAACUGUUGGACCACUUGAAGGAGAAGGUGGACGCCGGGGCCACGUUCAUUGUCACUCAAAUGUUUUACGAUGUCGACAACUUUCUCCGUUGGGUUGGAAAGGUCCGCGCCCGCGGCAUCGACAUUCCUAUCAUUCCUGGCAUCAUGCCCAUUGCUACCUAUUCCAGUUUCAUCAGGAGGGUCAACCACAUGAAGUGUAAGGUCCCUCAGGAGUUCUUGGAUGCCCUCGAGCCCGUCAAGAACGACGAUGUUGCUGCUCGUGAAAUCGGCAAGACGUUGGUUGCCAACAUGUGCCGCAAGAUUCUGGCAGCAGGUAUCCCUCACCUACACUUUUACACCAUGAACCUGGCCCAGGCCACCCGCAUGGUCCUUGAAGAGCUGGACUGGAUGCCCUCAGAGCGUAGCCCUGUCAAGCAGGCUUUGCCAUGGAAGCAGUCCCUCGCACUCGGACGACGGGACGAGGAUGUGCGGCCGAUUUUCUGGCGCAACAGGAAUAAGUCAUACAUUUCAAGGACAAUGGACUGGGACGAGUUUCCCAACGGUCGCUGGGGUGACUCUCGAUCUCCUGCCUUCGGUGAGCUGGACGCCUAUGGUAUUGGCUUGACGGGUACAAACGAGCAGAACCGUAAGAAGUGGGGUGAGCCCAAAUCCGUCAAGGACGUGGCCGCCAUUUUCGUCAAAUACCUCAACAACGAGCUUGACCAGCUUCCUUGGAGCGAGUCUCCCCUUACUAGCGAAGCAGACGCCAUCAAGGAUGACCUCAUCGAGCUUAACAAGCGAGGACUUGUCACCAUCAACUCGCAGCCUGCCGUCAAUGGUGUGAAGUCAUCCCAUCCUGUCUACGGCUGGGGUCCAUCGAACGGUUUCGUGUACCAGAAGGCCUACCUCGAACUGCUUGUCUCCCCCGACGUGUACCCAGAGCUCAUCUCCCGCAUCGAAAAGCACCCAGAUUUGACGUACUACGCCGUCACCAAAGCCGGUAACCUCGCGACCAACACCCCAUCAGAAGGUCCCAAUGCGGUCACAUGGGGUGUCUUCCCCGGUAAGGAGAUCGUGCAGCCCACCAUUGUCGAGUCCAUCAGCUUCCUGGCAUGGAAAGACGAGGCAUUCCGGCUUGGCACAGACUGGGCCAACUGCUUUGAGGCCGGCAGCCCUAGUCGGAUCUUGUUGGAGCGCAUGAUGAAGGAUUGGUCCCUGAUCAAUAUCGUGAACAAUGACUUCCACCAGCCACGCACUAUCUUCGAAGUAAUGAAAGGACUUCAGGUCAAGGACCUCGAUGUUGAGGUGCAAUCGGACGGGCCCACAGCAAACUAA